UCAUAUGCACAGUAAAACAGGCAGUUAUACUAUGCAAUGAAUUAAUUAAGUAGAUUGGAUCAUUACAAAUGGAAAAAAAAUCACAGUGCAACCCCUACAAAUGAUGCAUUCAACAUCCUCCUCCUCCUCUUUGGUGGCAGCACCAGAGCAACCAACACUGGCAGCCUCAUAAAAGGCUCCGCGGUGUGGACAAUUCCACUUUAGUGUCUCACGCCCCCGCCUCCAGCAGGCCAAACAAAGCGGUGUGGUAAUAAAAGACAUUAGUGGUAGCAGUCGCCGCUCAGCUGGACCUGCCAAGAUGGAGCUGUCUUGUGAAUCCGCUUACACCGUGGAUAGAAGACCCAUCAGUUGCAAAUUGCUGGAGCUCCAUGUUCUCUACGUGCCGGAUGAGCAGUGGAACGUCAAGCUGAACAAAGUCCCUGCAGAUGCCACCGAGAGCUUCAUAUCUGCCGGCUUCAUCAGGGUCCAUCCUGACGUCACCCUCAAAGCUCUGAGGACCGAACUGGCAGACUUCCUGGGCUCGGAGCGGAGCGUGGACAAGUUCUCCUUCUUGAAAUGCGUGGGCCGCAGCCUGGCUCUGGUGAAGAGCCAACAGGAGAAGGACGUGAAAGUGAAAACAUUCGCUCCGCCCUACGCCGACCAGCCGGAGCUUUACCUCCUCCCCGCAGCGGAUGACCACAGCAGCCUUUACUCCCACUCCAUCGGCCCAGACACCAGCGGCAGCUCCCCGGACCCCCCGACCUUUUACCCCCGCAAGACGUGGAGCUCGCCAGCAGAGACAAAAGAGUCCGUGAAAUUCCCGCACAUCCCGCAGUCGUCCCAUCAGCUCCCUUCCGCCUACAGCCUGGAGGAGGAGGAGGAGGAUGAAGAGCAGAGCUACAGCUCCUCAGAGGGAGACGAAGGACACCAGGAGAAUGAUGAAGAGGAGGAGGAGGAGGAAGAAGAUGGUCGAUGUGGACUCAGAAAGUCUCGGAACCAAAAGACAAGUCAACCACUUUCACACAACAAAGCGUUGGCUCGGGUGACGGAGGAAGGAAGGCGCAGGAAGAAGAAAGGUUACCAGAAGGUCACCAGGGACGCAGGCGUGGAGGAAGCGCAUUCAGACAGGCUCGGGAAGGCGCGAGACGUUCGUACGUUUCGGUCUCCGAGGAGCAAAGCGGCAAGCGGGGCCCCUGAAAGCCCCAUCGUGUUAUCCCGACCCGUACGCUGCACCUCUCCUCCUCCUGGUCUGGACCUGACCAUGACCACCCAAAAAGCGUCUGCGCCCACCAACAAUGACGUUUUGUCUGUGAGGAGAGGAACUCGUGGAGGAAAUCAGGCUGGUGAAGGAGGAACGCAAGCAGUUGGAGUGGAAAAGACAAGAACUGCUCAGGAAAGGAAAAGACUUGUUGGCCCAGAACCGACACCGCCGCAACCAAGCUGGAAGAAGAAGUAUUUUGAUACCAAGAAGGCCACCGCCCCUUUGGAAGACGCUCUGAAGAGCGUGCGCCAAGAGCUGGAGACGUUUUACAACAAAGUCUUGCACCAGCUGCACGCGAGAGACAACAGAGGCAGGCCACAAAAACAAGGCAGAUGCUCGGAAAAAAAUGAGCUCAUCAUUCAGAUCCUGACAGAGAGCCAUGAGAUUGACAACCUGAAGAGGAAGGUGGAGGACGCCAAGAUGAAGCUGGUGACGGAGAUGAAGCUCAGGAAACAGGCUGCCACUGAGCUCAGGGGACUGAAGGCGGAGCUGGCCCAGAAGAAGAGUCAGUCCUGCCGUCACGGGCCCGCAGCAUCUUUGAGCUUUGGCAGCGCAGCGGCAGAAUAAAAAUCUAAACUCCUCAACAGCUCCAUCUGAAAGUCACAAUGUAAAGAAAAAAACACCAACUGGAUGUCCACGCUCCUGAUACAAAAAAUGCAGCUGCUGCCAUCUUGUGGCGUUCAAAACGACAUUAGGAGGUUGCCUACAGCCACAGCUGUUGAUGUCAACGUACUUGUCUUUUGUUACUAUUACAAUAAAAUGUUGGUGUUCAGACGCUC
Molecule: messenger RNA, 2019 nt
Organism: Dunckerocampus dactyliophorus (ringed pipefish)
Lineage: Eukaryota; Metazoa; Chordata; Actinopteri; Syngnathiformes; Syngnathidae
Gene: spata1
Product: spermatogenesis associated 1
Exons: 12
Coding region: 299-1807 (502 amino acids)
Source: RefSeq, a predicted model, not a curated record